AUGGUGUACGUGUCCAACGGUCAGUGGAGUUCAUCAGCCUCUUCUUUAAGACCAUCAUCGACCCCGGCAUGUCCAAGAACGGGACGUCUGCCACAUCACGCUUCAGCGACGGCAGAGGACCCCCGGGGCCCCCUGGUGGAAGGAGGAGGAUGGGCAGAAUCACUCAUGGAGGAGGUCCUGGAGCUCCGCCCAUGGGAGGAGGAGGAUGAGGAAGGUAAAGGCCUACCCUCUCGGUGUAGGCCCUGGUCCCUCGGUGACCCGCCUCUCAGCAGCUGCCUGUUCCCACAGUUCAUGACGCCGUCCCGGGACACCUCCUGUAGGAUGCCUUUUGGCCUGAAGAACGCAGCCCAGUCGUUCCAGCGGCUAAUGGACUCGGCACUCAGGGACAUGCCUUUCAUCUUCGUCUACUUGGACGAUGUCCUCGUCGCCAGCUCCUCGGAGGAGGAGCACCUGACACAUCUCCGAGUUCUUUUUACACGGCUCGACCAGCACGGGCUGAUCAUUAACCCGGCUAAGUGUGUUUUUGGGGUGCCGUCCAUAAAGUUCCUCGGGCAUCUCAUCACCAGUGAGGGGGCUGCCCCCCUCCCUUCGAAGGUGGACGCCGUUUCCACUUUUCCACGCCCACGCUCGGCCCGGGGGCUCCGUGAGUUCCUCGGUAUGGUUACCUUCUACCAUCGGUUCAUUCGACAAGCGGCUCACGUAAUGCGCCCGCUCUACGAGGCCCUUAAGGCUUCUGCCAUUUACUACGCUGCCGUGUGUCGGGCCCCGGGCAGCACAGAGCGGGACAGAAACAGACUGAACAAGCUGGUCAGGAGGGCCAGCUCCACUCUGGGCUGCUCCCUGGACUCUGUGGAGGAGGUGAGGGACAGGAGGCCCCUGGACUCUGUGGAGGAGGUGAGGGACAGGAGGCCCCUGGACUCUGUGGAGGAGGUGAGGGACAGGAGGCCCCUGGACUCUGUGGAGGAGGUGAGGGACAGGAGGCCCCUGGACUCUGUGGAGGAGGUGAGGGACAGGAGGCCCCUGGACUCUGUGGAGGAGGUGAGGGACAGGAGGCCCCUGGACUCUGGGGAGGAGGUGAGGGACAGGAGGCCCCUGGACUCUGGGGAGGAGGUGAGGGACAGGAGGCCCCUGGACUCUGUGGAGGAGGUGAGGGACAGGAGGCCCCUGGACUCUGUGGAGGAGGUGAGGGACAGGAGGCCCCUGGACUCUGUGGAGGAGGUGAGGGACAGGAGGCCCCUGGACUCUGUGGAGGAGGUGAGGGACAGGAGGCCCCUGGACUCUGGGGAGGAGGUGAGGGACAGGAGGCCCCUGGACUCUGUGGAGGAGGUGAGGAACAGGAGGCCCCUGGACUCUGUGGAGGAGGUGAGGGACAGGAGGCCCCUGGACUCUGUAGAGGAGCUGAGGAGCUCCUUCAGUGGAAGACUGAGGCACCCUCAGUGUAGGAAGGAGCAGGGCCUUUAUCCCCACCGCUGUCAGACUGUACAAUAA
This is a messenger RNA of Knipowitschia caucasica, 1488 nucleotides long. The record is from the annotation of a GenBank genome assembly. Lineage: Eukaryota; Metazoa; Chordata; Actinopteri; Gobiiformes; Gobiidae.